AUUUUAAUUUCAACAACAACAACAAAAAUCGAAAGGAGACAAGCUUUCCUCAUCAUGUCUCUCCGGACUGUUGAAUGUCUGUCAUGUGUGCGCUGUUUGGAGGAGAAGCGGAGCGGACCGCGUUAACGUGUUGAAACGCCAUUUAACGUUGGGCUGCGCCAGCGGAGGCAAGUGGACUUUUUCAAAAAGCUUUUGCAUCUUUGAUAUGAAAUCUGACGCUGUGAUACAUGCAUCGGCGUAUAAGGGACCAUCCAUAUUUCUCGGCAUCUAAUUUUUUUUCCACCAGAGGAGUGAUAUAGCCUUCUCUGACGUCUGCAUCAGAUAUUACCCAGUGCUUUUUCAAUGUGCAUUUCCCCUCAGUGACUUUGCGCUGAUGUACAUCAUCAGCAGCAGCAGCAACGGGGGAGAGAGAGAGAAAAAAAAAGGGAAUGAAGAUUUCAUUUUUCUUUUUUUUAAACCCACCGCUCCCCUUCAGACGACCAGCGUUUCCAGCUCAAACAAAUAUCUUUUAACAACAUCACGUUGUGGAAUAGUCUGGCGCCGGAGCAUCGCUGGAACCAUGCCUCUUCUGCAGAUUUGGACUGGGAAAUUUCAUCCACCAAUUUGAUCAUCGGGAGGCUGCUGCUCAGUCAUUCAUGCCAGUGUUUGUUUUUUUAAGAGGAAGAAUACUUGUCAUCACUUUUAAAAGUAUUGUGUAUGCUGUUUUUUAAGCAAGAUGUCUGAUCUUCUGGUGUUGGUCGAGGGGCUCUGUGACCUGCACGGAUUUCCAUAGCCGAGGAAAACAGCGGGGGCCAAUUACGAGAUUUUUUUUAAAUCAAGAACCCUAUUUUAAUGAAGACAUCGCAUGCGUAGAUGUAGGGUAGAUUAUUCGACAUUUAAAAAAAAGGCAAUUAUAUUUUAAUUGCCAAUUUUUACUUUGUGCAUUUUCUGGAGGACCACUGGACUGGUUGGAUUAUAGAAACUAUAUAUAAGGAUUUGUGGAGAUGUUGGGUCGUCAAGAAGAUAAAAUAUGUGGAAUUUUCUCUGCUCUGGCGGCUUUGUCCUUCUUCUGCUUUGUUCAAAGCUCUUCCACGGGAAGCACCGGAAUGUCUGUGGCCAAGACCACCGUGGACAAGUUGCUGAAGGGAUAUGACAUCCGAUUGAGGCCUGAUUUUGGAGGUCCUCCAGUCAUCGUAGGAAUGAGCAUCAACAUUGCGAGCAUCGACUCCAUCUCAGAAGUAAACAUGGACUACACCAUCACAAUGUAUUUCCAGCAGAGCUGGCGGGAUAAGCGUCUGGCCUACACUGAGAUGAAGCUGAACCUGACUCUGGACAACCGUGUAGCAGACCAGCUGUGGCUCCCUGACACCUACUUCCUUAACGACAAGAAGUCCUUUCUUCAUGGGGUGACAGUGAAGAACCGUAUGAUCCGACUGCACCCAGAUGGCACUGUCCUCUACGGGCUGAGAAUAACCACCACCGCUGCAUGCAUGAUGGAUCUGAGAAGGUACCCUCUUGAUGAACAGAACUGCACCCUGGAGAUUGAAAGCUACGGAUACACCACAGAUGACAUCGUAUUCUUCUGGCAGGGAGGGGACACCGCUGUGACGGGCGUUGACAAGUUGGAGUUACCCCAGUUCUCCAUUGUGGAGCUCCGCUUGGUGUCCAGGGAGGUCCAGUUUACUACAGGUUCAUACCCGAGGCUCUCGCUGAGUUUCAGGAUUAAGAGGAACAUUGGAUAUUUCAUCCUGCAGACGUACAUGCCCUCAAUCUUGAUCACCAUCCUCUCCUGGGUCUCCUUCUGGAUCAAUUAUGAUGCCUCUGCAGCUCGGGUGGCCCUGGGUGUGACAACGGUGCUUACCAUGACAACAAUUAACACCCACCUUAGGGAGACUCUCCCAAAGAUUCCGUAUGUGAAAGCCAUCGACGUCUACCUCAUGGGCUGUUUUGUGUUUGUGUUCCUGGCCCUGCUCGAAUAUGCCUUUGUAAAUUACGUGUUCUUUGGCCGGGGCCCUGCGCAACAGAAGAAAAUCAACGAGAGGCUGAACAAAGCCAACAACGAGCGCACAAGAUACGAAGAGAAGCGCCUGAGGGAACAGGACUCCAUUUCCGCGUCGUAUCAAACCAACACCUUCAGGUCAUUUACACAGCGAAGAAAUCUGUAUCUCGAGGAACAAAGAAAAGUUGGGGUGGAUGCUUAUGGAAACAUCCUCCUCACCACGCUGGAGAUGAACAACGAAGUGAUGCCUUCGGACGUGGGGAGCAGCGUCAGUGACUCUCGGAACUCCGUCAUGUCCUUCGACAGCUCCGGGGUCCAAUUCAGGAAGCCCAUGACGCCCCGAGACGGCUUCAGCCACCACUCGCUGGACCGGAGCGCCAUGCGUAACCGUGCCAACUGCCGGCUACGACGACGAUCCUCCAAGCUCAAGUUGAAAAUCCCAAACCUGUCAGAUGUUAGCACCAUUGACAAGUGGUCCCGGGUCAUUUUCCCUAUCACCUUUGGAUUUUUCAACCUAAUCUACUGGUUGUACUAUGUGAAUUGACGUGCAUCCCACUAGGAAUCAUGGGCCAUAUUUUGAGAGCACAUUAAAUUGGCUUUGAUACAGUUCCAAAAUAUGUAUACACAUAUACAAGUUGAACAUAUGUAUAUGCAUAUUUAUAUAUAUUAUAUUUAUAUAUACAUGUGUGAAAUCCGAAGGACCUUUCUGCUGUACAAAGUAUUAAUAGGAUGACUUGAAUGUUUAAGAGUAAUUGUGAGAGAAGAAUUUCAAGGCUUUGAGUUUCUUUUUGCUCCCGGAAGAAACAAACACACAAACACGAGAUCCCACCCGGGGUUUUUGGAACUAAAGACUGCAUGAUAUUUUUGCUAAAAAAAACAACCAACAACAACCACAAGAAAAAAGAGAAAGUGAAACUCUUGUGAGGGGAAAGAUGUCUCAGAGUCCCAUUGACUUUUUAUUGAUACUUAUUGUAAUCAGAAAUCCUCGACUGCAGCUCAUGAGAUCAGUGGUGGCUCGUUCUGCAUAGGCAUCAGCUGAGUGAGAUCCUUGACAACCCCCCCCCCUGACCCCGCCGCCUCCACACCACCCCUACCCUACACGACCCCACCCAUCGCCCAUGGAUAACAUGCACGGAAAAUCUCCGGUUCUACUAUGUACAGCAACCUUGUUUGGAUUAUGUGUUGUUCCUUGGGUUUUUUGAAGUGGUAUCGUUCUCUUUAUCAGACAUCCGGCCUAACGGGCUCCAGAGAUGGGAUGACCGACCGCCGCGUUCCCCCACCCCCCCAGAGUCAACGCAAACUUGUGUUCCUUUCUCUUCUCAUGUUAUUUUUAUCACGUCUUUUGGGUAUCGGGAGGGGGCGGGUCUUUUUCAUUAUGGUUGAAAACAAGUGCUGAUUAUUGUAGAUAUGAUUUUGUCUUGAAAAAUACUGUGAUUUCAGAGAGUGUCGGAACAUGUUCUAGAGCUAGGGCAUUAUAAGAUAAAAGAGUCAAAGGUAUGCAUUACUCAUUUUGAUUGUGUGAAGAAGAAAUAUUCUAUACAUUUUAAUCAUUCGGUAUUCUCAUGAAGGUGUGCUGUUUAUUUCCUCCUAUUGACUGGUUCUCGUGCUCUUUAGAAGCAGAGUCCAUCGACGUCAUAUCCUGCUUUGUGUUUGCUAAAAAGGAAAUGGGAGGAUUGCUUUUGCUGUUCCUUUGGAAAAUGGUUCCACAGCAGAGAUGUAAGGACAUGUAUAUUUAAAAGGAAAAAAAAAAAAAAAGAGUCAACAUAUCAGCCCGCAGUUUGACCAGUUGUCAUUCAGUAUUUCUUUGUUAUUCGUUUGUUUUGCAUUCGUGUUGGAGUCGCAGUUCGUGAAGGCAAGAUUAUUUAUUUGCGAUAGUGAUGGGCAGCCCGGGCAGAAUAUGUGUGAGAAGAAGUAUCCAACAUUUCAAUCUCGAUCAGUGCCAUCACAAAUAUGUUCCAAACCCCCGAGGAUCAGAAGCAUCAGCCUCAUCGGGAAUGAUGCCGUGAUUCUCGGGAGAAAAUGUGAUUAAUAGCCAUGAACUGAAAUAACAACCAAAAGGCCUAUAAUCAUAUGGUUUCUUUCUCAAACACAUAAAAACACACACUGCAUUUCCAGUGCUCAGGGUCAUUUGCAACAGAACAAAAAAACUCCUAUAGGACCUUUAUUUUUUAACCACAUAUUUUAAGGUUUUGGAAACCAGCCACCAACGAAAAGUGAAGGAAAUUAGAUUGUUCCUGUGAAUCCUUAAUGUUACUUUAAUUAGCUAAGCUCAAUCAUCUUUAAAUAAAUUCUUUAUUGGUAUUAAAAUGUCCAAAAUCAAUCUUUCAAAAUUCUUAAAAAUGCUAAAACAUAGGAAACGUUAUGAAUUCUUUAUUUCGGACGUUGAUUUAUUAAAUCGUGGUUGGUAUCGUCAUUUUUCUUUUUUAAUAAUUUACCAAAUGACUCUCACAUUACCGUUUCAUAAAUCUGGAUAAAAAGUCCUUAAUCUAACAUGCCUUAAGUAGUCAGAAGCCUGCAUUUAGAUGAGGUCAGAGAAGUAGUUUAUGAGGCAGUAAACUGUGGAUAUUGUAGGGAGGAAACACAUUUGAAUAUCCUCCAAAGACUGUUUAGCUUCAGCAGAAUUGCAGAUCAGACAAAUCUAACAUUGAAACACACAAAAAAACAAAAAAGUGACUGGCUGAUUAGAAUACGCUGCAGUGUACCUGAGAAAUACAAAUGGGAAAAAGAAAGCGAAAUGUUCAUACAGACACAAACACACAGGGACAAGAGGAAGAUGGAAUGGCUGCAGAGUCAUUUAUCCCGAGAAGUAUCCACUCCCCUCUGGAGCGCAGUGUGCAUACGGUCUGCAGAAAGGAAUACUGAUCAGAAAGCAAUUUGUCUCCGUGAGUCAGAGUGACGUUUGUACAGUGACGUGGCCUGAGCUGUGAUUCCAGUCUGGUUUAUAUAUUUGUUUGAAUUUGAAAUAUUGUUGUCAUUGUACUGAACGUGAAAAGAGAAAGAAAAAAAAGAUCCCCUUUAAGUAUCCAGUAAUCCACAAAAAUAUGGAGGAAGAUGAGGACGAGGGUAACAUACUGAGCUGAGUGUUUUGUUUCUGUCUGCAGCUGAACAAUCUGUUGUUUGUCUCUCCAGUCAACUGUGAGGUCCAAAGGAUUAGACCAAAACAUAGUGAUGAGUCUUAAAUGUGAAGAGAGUUAAUUUAUUGUUAUUUAUGAGAAGGCUGUGCCGCAAUGAACUAAAUUAGCAGUUUAUAUUGUGUUAUAUAAAGAGUACAUAUUGAGUAUUACACUGUGGUAAGAGUAAAGGCCGAAAUUGCAGCAUAUGUGCACAAAUUCUUUAAAAGUUGCCAAAUGGAAGUGAGGCAAUAUUAUAAUGCAAUGAACUUGAAAACAGUAGCAUCAGUUGUUUCCACAUGCUAGUAGCGGCUAAUGUAGCCUCGAGGCGCUAGCCUUAAGGAGAAGUGAGGAGUGCCCUGCUCAGCUCACGUCUUUCUUACUCCACGCCCCCUCAGAUUUGUUUAAUCCUCUAAUUUCUAGUCUUCAGACCAAGCUUACUCAAGUGACUUCACUUGAGCCAAUUUAUUCGACAACACAAAACUCUCUGGAGCCACAAAAGGGUACUUUCCCCCCACAUAUACAGUAGUUCUUCCCAAACCUGUAAAGCAGACUGGAAAUUGGUGUGGCGAAUUGGUAAAUGUCCCCUUUAACUUACAAGACACAUUCCUAAGAUCUGCAUGCUGCAAUUCUAACUUCUCAUUUGAAAUGAUGCAAUUACUACAUAGAUUUGCCAAUUGGUUUUUGCAAUAAGAUAAAGAGCAGAUCCUUAUUGUGUUCCCCGCAGAGUAAAUAACUCCCAUGGUUGGUUCAAGGGUACACUCAUAUUUCAGGUUACCUUGACCUUAAGAAAUAAAAAUAUGAAAGGUGGUAAUAGUUAGUUGAAUGCAAGUUCAUUCCAAUAAUGCCCUUUACUAAGUGUUUUCUUUGCAUCAUUUCAUCCGGGGGAUCACACUAACAGCUUGUCAAACUGUUCAAAGGCAAUAUGAUGGAUCUUUAUUGAAAGUGUGAGGAUACUCUUUUUUCCAGUGCAAGCAAAUAUUGUUGGAAAAAAAUAUAUAUAUGGGACCUAAGUAAACAAUAUAAGUGUUAUUCUAAGUAAAUCAAUAGAACCAGAGAGAAGCCUUUUCCUACUCUUUGGCCUCAACUUGACCUUACAUUUUGUAACACAAACUAACUGUUAGAUUCUUAUUCAGGUCAGAUAAUUCCCAGAAAUGAAUACAAACAUGCCUAUUCAGGUGUUAUCUUCUUUUGAGAGAUAUUUGAUGCAUAUCUUUAUUAAACUCUGAACGCUUACAGAGGAGAAACCUUAGCAGCCCUUGCAUGCUCGCAAAAUCUACUCAGCACUCAUCUCACUCAGAACAUGUUUAACCUGCUUUCUGGACAUGAAAUCAGCACAUCCAUCCCAAAAGCUGUGAGGAUCUUCUUUUCUAUGCUUUUACUUUAGGAUAUUUGCUUAUACAAGAGAAGAUACAUUCCUUUUGACACAUAUGUUUGAGGAGUAGAGGAGGAGAAAAAAAAAGUGUUGAACUGAUUUCAAUGUGAAUUUUCUUGCCUCUAGUGUAUAUGUGUAAUUACAUGUGAAUUGUACUGUAAAUAUGAUAUCUUUCACUUAAUAGUUCUUAAUGCAUGAACAAAAACAUGGCAGUUCGUAAUACCAGCUAGCCUCACUGCUAAUGGCAUGGACCGCUUCUCUAGCAUUGGCAUACUUCUGCAAACGAAACCUAAAAAAUGAAACACAAGAAAUACAUGGUGUGAACAGAAUAAUGGAGAAAUCAAUGCAAAGUCCUCUCACAGUGACGGAGUUUCUGGUGGCUCUGAGCUUGUAUUGGUUCACCUGCUCCAUCGAGAACGAGGCUAGCGCUGCUAACGAUUUCCUGGAAAUUGCAGCAGGCCUUGGUUCACUGUCAGCGAACGGGACGGUGCCAUCUUGAAUGAAAUUCUCUGGGUGGGCUUUCCCAUUAAAUACGCCCGAAUUUAAAAGUUGGGUUAGAUUUCAGCACAGUAUACCUGCAGUGUUUACCUCAGACAUCAACAAGUCACCCAAUUGUCCGGGAGUCUAUGAAAAAAAUAUUAAGGGCAUGAUAGGCUAGCUGGCUUAUAGAGGCUAGAGGAGCAGGAUGGCCUUAAGAAGGCGAGUGGGAUGUUCUUUCCUGCUCCUCAAUAAGACAGUCACAUGUGCCCUUGAGCAAGGCACUUGGCCAAAUGCCCAAGUGCAGCUGCUCACUUGCUAACAAUAGAAGUGUAUGUCUGUGCGGUGUAGCUCCUGGGAGUAAAUACGUUUAGCAAUGUGAAGGAAUUGCCCUCUGAAUACUAACGUAGUUCCACUAAUGCACCUUGGUUUGUUUGAGUAACUCAAGCCCAGUAUUGUCAUGGUAGAAUUACAAGCCAGGACCUUUAUGCUAAAAGUUAUGAAUCAUGACAUGUUUUGUUGACUCCAGUCUUCUGUUAGGGCAUUUCACCUAUGAUUACACCCCUCCCAGAUAACAGCAAUGCAUGUUAGCCUAAAACUGAGCCCCUAAUAAAAGAACAGACCACGAACACACAAGAAAAUUUCAUCCACCAAACACCAGAACAAGGCUGACAGACUCCUCACUGUUAGAAGAACUUUUGCUGGUGCAUUCAUUAUUUUGUACGUACCUUGUAGGUUUUGUUUUGCAUGACCUGAGUUUUGAAAGGUUUAUUUUCAUAUCUUUUUACUCCGCACCAUCCGAAUUCAUCCCCACAGCCAGGAAAAAGAAACAUCCAGUGUUUACAUGCUCAAAUUGCACUUGUUUUACAGUCCGCUCUUUAAAUCUUGUGAAACAAAACUGUUCGUAAAACUGGAGGGAAAAUAAAAACGUACAUGGUGUGACCCGUGCAAAUCGCAGACAUGUACUUCUAGACGAUGUAUUUACUGUAAAGCACACAAUUUGGAAUAGAUGCACCGAGUGCAUGCUGUAGUUUUAUCAGGUUCAGCAUAAGCAUUAACAUCAGUCGCCCUUCAACUACAACGGAUGUAAAGGAUGCUCAGCAGUAGCAUCUGAACGUAAGCCAUGUGAUUGCACACUGAGUGGGUGUUCCCUGUAUUUUCUCUUUAAUAAGUUGCCUCUGGUUAUGGUCUGUUGUCCAUUACUGUGUGAUGAAGAAGCUGAUUCCCAGUUACACAUCAGUAUUCCUCCCUGGAGCACACCAGGGAGACUCAUGUUUUACCAGUGAGGGGGGAAGAUUUAACAACACUUUAUAAAAAUGGCAACAGACAGAAAGAAACCCACAAGACCAACAGCCCAUUUAUUUUUGAAUAUGAAUUAGUAAAUGAUUUGGUUCAUUUCUGUGUUAAUUUCUGAUUUAUUGUAUUUGUUGCAUUUGUUAUGGAUUGUUAUUCUUACUGUUGUUGUUGUUUUAUCAUAAGAAGGAAAUGUAAUUCAUCUGAUAUACUGGCACUGGAAGAAAAAUGCAUUUGGUUUUUGUACUGUAAUUGUUUUUGUUCACAUUGGGCGCUUAUUUGAUUCAGUUGUUUAAUAAGGUGUUUGAUUUCAUUUGGAGUAUCAGUACUCAUGGAAUCAACAUUUGUGUAGUAUGAAGUUGUAUUUUUUUUGUCAGUGCAAUUUAAUGUUAUAGUGUCAAUCAGCUUUUUUAGGUGUUUGAACAAAAUGUGUUUUUUACAAAUACAAGGUGUUCAAGUAUGUGGUAUAAAAAGGGUUAUCAUUCAAACAACAGACUUUUUACAAAUAAAGGCUUAUACAGUAAGAAAAAGA
Gymnodraco acuticeps is the source of this 8765-nucleotide messenger RNA. RefSeq names its product gamma-aminobutyric acid type A receptor subunit beta4 (gene gabrb4). The record is from RefSeq and is a predicted model, not a curated record. Gene Ontology annotation, molecular function: GABA-A receptor activity; neurotransmitter receptor activity; extracellular ligand-gated monoatomic ion channel activity. The coding region runs from base 984 to 2522 and encodes 512 amino acids. The transcript has 10 exons. NCBI's taxonomy places the organism in Eukaryota, Metazoa, Chordata, Actinopteri, Perciformes, Bathydraconidae. Gene Ontology annotation, cellular component: membrane; synapse; GABA-A receptor complex. Gene Ontology annotation, biological process: signal transduction; chemical synaptic transmission; nervous system process.